CUUACCUUUAUUGCGAUAUUUUCUUCCUGUUCGUAAAAGAAAUAUAAAUAUGUUAGUCGUGAGUGUGGAUUGUAAUAAUUAAAAACUACGACAACUAUUGGAUACAUCUCAAGGACAGAAUGACAUUUCGGAUAUUAUGUUUACUCUGCUUGGCUCGAUCAUGUAUGGGAGUCAUUAUAGACGGAUUGGAUUGCAGCUUGAACUGUGUGUGCUGUAAGGGAGGAGUGGAUCGAUGUGGAGAAAGAACAGGAUUUGGACACAAUAAUUGUUUUGAUGGCUGUGUUGACGGAAUAUUUGGCCAUAGAUGUCACAAUUCCUGUCCCGGUAACUGUUAUUCGUGUGAACAAGAGACAAGCAAACCAUGUUACACCUGCAAGGCUACAUUCUAUGAUACAAACAGUGAGUGUAGCAAGAGCUGUUCAGUCGGGUGUGAUGGGGGAGUAUGUUAUGAUGAUGGAACAUGUAAUACAUGUACAGCAAACUUCGAAGGAACAAGCUGUGAGACGUGCAUACAAGGAAAGUAUGGUUCAAGUUGUACACAAUUUUGCAUUAAUCAGAACUGCCGAUGUUCGACUGGAACUGAUUGUACUUCUUGUAAAUCGGGGUUCCACGACAGAAAUACCUUCUGUCAAACAGCUUGUUCCCCAGGAUGUCAGGAUGGCGUUUGUAAUGAUGACGGAAGUUGCAAUUGUCGAGCUGAGUUCAUGGGAAAUACAUGCAGUGAAUGCCAGUCAGGAUAUUAUGGGGCAUACUGCAAUAUACCAUGUUCUGUAGGAUGUGUAAAUGGACUGUGCUCAAAAGACGGUUCUUGUGAAUGUCGCCCAAACUUUGCUACAGCGAAAUGUGAUACGUGUGCGGAUGGAAGAUACGGUGUUAACUGUGACGAGAUUUGUAGCGUAGGAUGUACCACAUCGUCCUGUGACAGAAGCAAUGGCUUUUGUAAAUGUCUUCUUAACUUUUCUGGCGAUAAAUGCGACCAAUGCAAAUCAGGCUUUUUCGAACAAUCAUGUAACUUACAUUGCUCUGAAAAUUGCAAAGAAUACACAUGCACACGAUACCAGGGGAAGUGCACACUUGGUUGUGUUGAAAGUUUUCGGGUGACAAUUGCACAACGCCUUGUGACAAAACAUGCGCAACAUGUCUACAACAUGAUAAAUCAUACUGCAGUACAUGCCGAAAUGGAUACAGUGGAUCAACCUGUCGAUGUCCACCCAGCUGCAAUUGUGACUCUGCAUCUGAAAUAUGCACUGAAUGUAAAGAUGGGUACACCAACCCUGAAAAGGAAUGCAAGUGUCAGGCACAAUAUUGCAUCGGAACCAAGUGUGAUCAAUGUAUUAGCCCAACGUUUUAUGUUGAUAACAGCGCGUGCUGUGAUUGUCCGAAUAAUUGCAAAGAUGGUACAUGCGAACGUGGACCUACAUGUACUUCUGGCUGUAUUGACGGAUUUUACGGCUUGGAUUGUUCUCAAAGUUGUUUGUCCCUGAGUGCAGACUGUUUAAGAUGUACCCAGACGUAUGGACAGUGUGUGGAUUGUAACGACGGUUUUUACCCAAAAGGCAAUGGAAGCUGCAUGAGUUGCAGUAGUAACUGUAAAAGUGGGCAGUGCAAUACUGAGACUGGCAUAUGUAUCGAUGGUUGCACAAAUAGAUUUUGGGGAGACAAGUGCGAUAUUCCAUGUGAUCCAAAUUGUGAUACUUGUCAACUAGAUUCAGGAAUCUGUUUGUCUUGUAAAAACACAACUUACCAUGGACUUUCUUGUA
This is a messenger RNA of Mya arenaria, 1760 nucleotides long. RefSeq names its product multiple epidermal growth factor-like domains protein 10. Gene Ontology annotation, molecular function: scavenger receptor activity. Bases 120 to 1484 code for a protein of 454 amino acids. Lineage: Eukaryota; Metazoa; Mollusca; Bivalvia; Myida; Myidae. The transcript has 3 exons. The record is from RefSeq and is a predicted model, not a curated record.